Messenger RNA from Asterias rubens (European starfish), 2090 nucleotides. RefSeq names its product F-box only protein 4-like. Gene Ontology annotation, cellular component: SCF ubiquitin ligase complex. The coding region runs from base 278 to 1675 and encodes 465 amino acids. Gene Ontology annotation, molecular function: GTP binding; protein binding; GTPase activity. Lineage: Eukaryota; Metazoa; Echinodermata; Asteroidea; Forcipulatida; Asteriidae. Gene Ontology annotation, biological process: protein polyubiquitination; SCF-dependent proteasomal ubiquitin-dependent protein catabolic process. The record is from RefSeq and is a predicted model, not a curated record. The transcript has 7 exons.
ACGACUUUUGAGUCACUAGGGAAUCCGUUGAUAGCUACAACGUAGAGAUUACACGUCGUGGUUGUAAACUUUGUAUAAAAUGAGCUUGUUGUGGCAGUGAAAUACCAGUUACAAGUCAGAACAGAUCGAGAAACAAGCAACAAUUUGCUGGGUUUGCUGAUUUUUUUUCUAGACAUCCAUAAUACUAUAGAGACGCAGUAAAUCCAGCAGACAGGAAACACGUCAGUCAGUGACCAAACACUAAACAGGAACAGAUUUCUAACGGUAUUUUGUAAUCAUGUUUGGUGAUUCCGGUACAGUUGCCGACGUGCGUCGUCUCCUAGCCAAGCAGAACACCCCAACCGAUUUGUAUUAUUCACUGGGAUUGGAAAGUUUGGAAUCAACCCUCAUCAACUCUCUAAGAUACCUGAUGAAUUCACCCCGUGAGAUGCUUGCAUGUGAAGGAGGAGACGGCAGUGAUGUUGAGGCUGGGUUUGAGGAUGAAGAGAUCAUCGAGGGUGAAGGGAGGAUUGAGACAAGACAAGACAACUUCCUCAUCAGGACCGAGAUGGUGCCACAGCUGGAGCAGGACAGUAACAUGAAAACAAUAAUUGGAGAAACAUCAUCAACAGACAGAGGACAAAUUGCAAUCCACGAAGAACAUGAUGAGGAAUGUCAGUGCAGUCAACAAAACACUCAGGAUGAUGGGCUUCAUCUACUGCAGCUACCUAUCCAAGCCAUGCUUCACAUAUUCUCCUUCUUGGAUGCCAAAGACAUCUCGACUGUUGGAUCUACAUGCCGGCAAUGCUACAGCCUCUGUGCUGAUCAAAUACUAUGGAGGGACUUCCUAGAGAAAGAUAAGUUGCUAUGGCAACAAGUCAGCCAUCGCUCCAACCCAGCUCUCUUCGAGGCUGUGAACUCUGACCUCACAUACAGAGAGAUCUAUAUGAGAUGCAGUCCUAAAUUCCAGCAGGAGUCAUCUGGCUUUAACCUUUUGAAGCUUCCUCAGCUUCUCUGGUCUUUCAUUCCGCACAAACCUCCGAAAGUUGUCAUGUUUGGGCCCGGGUUAGAGUCCAACACCUCCACAUUAGUCAGGAAGUUCCUCGGUGAAGCCUCAGGUGUCUUCAAGGUUCGUGGAGUCUUUCCGGCGGAGUUACCAGGUAGUGUUGGCACUGGCUUUAAUGUUUCAAUGAAUGGCAAGGUGGACUUGAAGUUAAUUACAUUGUACUCUGGAACAAGGCAAGAUCGAGAGAAUACAUCAGCGGCUGGUAACCGAGCUCAGAGAAAUCGUCUGUUGCAAUCGGUCCCAUCCGGGUCUGUUUCCCCAAGUGGGGAAGAAGGAUGUUCCGAUAGUAUAGACUAUGAACCCAAGUCAACAAUCAAAGAACUCUGCAGGAAUGUUGAUGCUUUUAUUUUUGUGGUGGAUGCAUCACUUCAACAGCAAAUAACAGCGGAUGCGAAGCCGGAGCUUUUCGCUCUGAUGGACGAGCGCUGGACAACCUCAAAGUGCCCUCUUGUGAUUCUGUCGUGCGUUCCUGAUUCAACAACAAGCAAAGUGCCAUGUGUAACUCUCGCUAAACAGCUGGAUCUCCAUAAACUCAACAGAACAUGGAAAAUGUUUGAUGUGGAUGUCAAUAGCUUGUCAGGAGCCGUAGAAGCAAUAACCUGGUUGGUUGGAAGUUCUCAAGGGAGGUAGUUUUCAGCCAAUCACAGCACAUCUUAUAAAGCAAGGACUUUUUUUGGAGUAACGAUAUCAGCUAUGUGGUGGCUCUAUUACCAGUCGCUACAAAUAGUAAGCAAAGAAAAACAAGUUUGUUGUGCGACACAAAUGCGUUUGUCUCAAGUGAAAAUCCUGAACUCCAAGCUUCGAAAUCACAACAUUCUUCCAUAGGAACUGUUGUCCUUUUUUUUUUGCAAAUAGAGCAAGGCUAAAAUUUUGGUGAAAAUUCCAAAUGACGCCACAUUUUUUUAAUGCACCAGACAUUUUUGUACGAGACUAGAGGCAAAUUAAGGGAAAAAAACCCUUACCAUGUCCUGAUAUAGACUUGUGGACAAGUCGUUAAAUGUCUGUCGCGGUGAUAGCGUUCCGACUCUAUAUUCCGAAUCUCCCC